UGAGAAACUCAGCACAAAAACGCACCUAUUGAACACGGCAUCUGAUUAAACUCCAAAAUACAUGAAGUGACUUUUUUUUCUCCACCCAAACCCCAACCUAUACUGACCCUGAAAUUACUUGACUUACAAACAAAAGGUGUGAAGCCAACCAGAAGAGACAAGGAAAUGUCCAAGGAGAUAGAUCUGUCCGAGCUAAUCGAGCUCCAGAAGCAGAAGGAGCAGGCUGCAGUGGAGGAGAAGCUGAAAGCGAAGAUGCGUCGACAAAUUCGGAUUUUUAACAAGGAGAAGUCUAUGUACACACGCCGUACUCGAUAUGAAAUCAGCAAACAAAGGAGGUCACUGCAGAUCCUGGAACUAGAGCGUGACGUUGAGCUGGAUAACUACAUCGCCACACAGUCGGAGGCGAUAGAGAACAAGUACAAGAAGGAAGAGUGCGUGGUUCGAGACCUCGUGCACACCACGGAUGACGUCAGAGGACUGCUCACUAAGGAGAUUGAGAACACUCGAAUUCUUGACCAACAGGUCCGUGAGCUGGAGGACAAUAAAUGGAAACACAGGAACGUCGUGACAGAACUAGCCAAAGAGUUUUCCAAAUUCCGGAUUCCCAGCAAGACCAAGAUGGAACGAAGGAUCGAAUGGGCCAGCGGGAAGUACCACAGCCAGCUGUACAAGAACAAGGAGCUUCAAGACAAGAUCGACAGCGCCAUCUUCUUGAGAGACAAGUACAUCCACGAGGAAGUGAAACUGGUGAAAAACUUGGAGGAUCUGAACAAGACUGUCACCUUGACCAUGAAUGAAACAGCUGACAUCUACGAGCAGCGAGAUCGAGCAGAAGGCACGAAGUUGAAGGUCAGGGAGCACUUGGCCAAGGUGAAGGACCAGUACGAACGAGAACUCCUCAACAUAAGCUUGUCCAUCAAUGACGACAAAAAGAUGGAGAAUUUUAUGAGGACCAAACACAAGGACAUCACCAAGUAUUUACACCAGAAGAGAGAGAAAGAACUCAAAGACGUCACUGAGAUGAUUAACCGCAAGGAUGAGUUCACUGAGGCUUUCGACGUUAUCAAGGAAUCCACAGGCAAGUCGGACAUUAACCAGAUAGUCCAGGACUUCAUAGAAGCCGAGGAAAACAACUUUGGCACAUUCUUGAGCAUUGGAGAGAUUCUUGACACCAAUGAAAAAAUUAGAGCCAAAAUUCGAGAGCUGAGGCAAGCUAACGUCAGAAUGGAAGAGAAAAAUCUGGACACUUUGGCGGAGGCAGCAAUCAAUCAUCAAAAUUCUCAGCAAAACAUUGACCUGUACAAACAAAAAAGUGAAACCUGUCAGAAACGGUUAGCGGAACAAAGCAAAAUCUUGGACGAGUUUAUUUCCAAUAUUCAAAAAGUUGUCACGUUACUGAAGUUAAACAAGAACUCGCUUGGAGAUCUGGUCGAGAAAGACGGUAGCAUCAAAGACCGUAAUGUCCUGGCAGUCAUGACCAUCAUCGAGAAGGAGCUGAGUGACCACAUGAAGGACUACUACAUGGUGGAGCUCUCGACUCGAGCUGUCAUCCGGGCCAAGACGGAGAUCUCCAGCGAAGAAAAGAUGCUAACUCGCAUCCCUUCUUUCCGCAUCGGACCACACACGGCCCCAAGAGUUGUGCCGACCAAUUUGUUGAAAGAAAAAGAAGACAUUGAUGAAGUCAAGAAUGCUCAACUCCUGAACCACGACGAAGCGAGAGAUAUUGUAGUCAAAUCAAUGCUAGAGAAAAAAAUGGGGGCCUCAGUCAGACAGCUCAGCCACGAGAAAAGCUACAAUGAUCUCCCCUGGAUGAAGAAACCAGAGGCCAAACAAUAAACAGCAUGGAAGCCUCUCGGCAUAAUAUUUAUUUGGUUACAUCCCUUUGAAUAAAGGACUCGGAUCAGAUAUUUUAUUUCUGCUCAUUUUUUAGUGCUAAAAAUGAACCAUAAUGUAUUAAGCAGGGCCGGACUAAAGCGGAUGGAGGCCCCAAGCAAGAUUCUUUUUAUGGAGGAUCCUACCCUUCAUCUAAAACUUUAAUCUGUUAAAAUUGGACUUUAUUCUUAGUGUUAAGUAAAGCUCUAUUUUUUUUUCUAUUUUUUUAACGAAGAUGUAUCAGUUGAAAUAGUUUACUUUUCAAACCAAUGUCAUGUUCACAUUGCCUCACAAUGUGUUAAAGUCAAAAAUCAAUCAAACACAUCAUAAUCUUGGAAAUGUACUAAUAAAUUUAUCCUCACA
Molecule: messenger RNA, 2235 nt
Organism: Biomphalaria glabrata
Lineage: Eukaryota; Metazoa; Mollusca; Gastropoda; Planorbidae
Product: outer dynein arm-docking complex subunit 1-like
Exons: 12
Coding region: 166-1836 (556 amino acids)
Biological process (GO): cilium movement; outer dynein arm assembly
Cellular component (GO): axoneme
Source: RefSeq, a predicted model, not a curated record